Molecule: messenger RNA, 4259 nt
Organism: Xenopus tropicalis (tropical clawed frog)
Lineage: Eukaryota; Metazoa; Chordata; Amphibia; Anura; Pipidae
Gene: kcnd3
Product: potassium channel, voltage gated Shal related subfamily D, member 3
Exons: 7
Coding region: 1610-3514 (634 amino acids)
Biological process (GO): monoatomic ion transmembrane transport; monoatomic ion transport; potassium ion transmembrane transport
Cellular component (GO): membrane; plasma membrane; voltage-gated potassium channel complex
Molecular function (GO): voltage-gated potassium channel activity; monoatomic ion channel activity
Source: RefSeq, a predicted model, not a curated record
AAGCCUCCUAUCUCCCUGAUCUAUGUGUGCAUAUGAGAGGUGUGAUCUCCCGGCAGUUCAUCUGUAUUACGGCUUCACCUCUCCGAGAUAUAGGACAGUCUAAAUAUAGCCGCACAUACAAAGGGAAAAGGCCACCUUGUGUCCUCAGCAGCAGGACGCAGGAAGGGGAGACGCUUUAUUCCACAGAGUGCAGACCUGUUACACCGAGCCUCCUGCAAUCAAAGGGACUCAAUGCAAUGUAAACAGACCGAGCGUUUGUAGGCUCAGAAGGCGAGAGAAGAUAUUCGCUCUUCAUUCUGCCAGCGAGCAGGGCGCCACCUGUCUUUUAAUCCACAUUAUACUCCGCAGGAAUCAGAUACAGAAGCAGCGAGAGGGGGGAAACCUGAAAAAAGAGCCAACCUUGCCUGGCCAGGAGUUGCUGCUGGAUGGAAUAUGUCACCAUUAACAAGUGAUCACAUUGGAAAGCGCCCGCUCUCCCCUUUCGCAGCAGAGAUGGAUUAGCCCGGCGGGCCCCCUUGCCUUGUGCCUGGGCGCUUGGCAUUUUCAAUGAGCUCCAAACGGGUCCUAGUAGAGCAGCAGUUCCAUUCAGCGCGGGUAGACUGGAUCUCCCAUAUUAAGACUUUUCUGAUGAAUCUGUGUCCUAAUAAGGGAAAAGGCUGUUUAUUACCUGAGUCUGAUGAGAGCUGACACAUUCCUCUUCUUUUCUAAUGAAACGCUGUUUAGCGCCGGGGGAGCCUCACGUUGCUAAUCCCACUCCCCCCACUGCUGCUCUGGCUCUUACUAACAUCAAGCAGAAGGGAAAGCAAAGGAGGAGACGGGAGACAGCGCUUCUUGUUGGAAAGACCAUUUUUAACCUACCUGUUCUACUUUUUGUUUUGUUUUAACUAAGAAUUCAGCUUUGUAAGGAUAAAGAACAUACUGUGCUGAUGGAGUUUGCCUUUAAUAAAACUGGACCUGCAGAAUUCAGAUUUUACUGGAAAAAUUACUUUUAGAAUAAAAGUAUGAUUUUUUUUUCUUUUAAAUAAGAAUUUCUAUGUGUGAAACAAUGAUAUAUCACCAUCUGAACGGGCAUCUCUGUGGGUAACUUUUUUGCGCACAGUUGCCUCUGCUGAUCUCCAUUAGCAUUCAGUGUCAGAUGUGUGUUUAAUGAUUUCAUUUGCUGGUGUCCCUGUUAGCUCACAUAUAGACUCCCUCUCUUGCUUUCCAGCAGCCUCACUGGGGCUCAGAGAGAAGGACAGUCUCCUACUAUUGCUGUGCCUCUCGGGCUGGGUACCACUUCUUGGUCGAACCCUGGAUGUGAUGAGAGCCAGUGCUGUGGGCAGCAGAAUCCUGAGCAGUGGGAGGUGUGGCACCCCCUCUCUCUUUCCACUUUCCUCUGCUGAUCGCUAUCCAUGAUUGCUUCUGCUUUGAUUUUCUUCCCAUUUUAGUUGGGGAAAAGGGAGACAAUUCUUCCAGGCUUCAGCAACCUGCUACAUUUAUAUAAAUAUAUAUAUUUUGUUGCUGGAUUUUUUUUUUCAAGUGAUGCCUGCCUUUCUCCUGAAGAUGGUCAUGGUUUGAAGUCAAACUGGUUUUAAAAGUCAUUGAUCUGCCCACCAGACCUGGCGCCCUCAUGGCUUCUGGGGUUGCAGCAUGGCUGCCCUUUGCAAGGGCGGCAGCGAUUGGGUGGAUGCCAGUGGCCAACUGCCCUAUGCCAUUGGCCCCAGCUGACAAGAACAAAAGACAAGAUGAGGUGAUAAUUCUCAAUGUCAGUGGGCGUCGAUUCCAGACCUGGAGAACUACCUUAGAGAGGUACCCUGAUACACUACUGGGAAGCACUGAAAAGGAAUUCUUCUUUAAUGAGGAAACCAAGGAAUACUUCUUUGACCGUGAUCCUGAAGUCUUCAGGUGCAUCCUUAACUUUUACAGAACAGGCAAGCUGCAUUACCCCAGGUAUGAGUGCAUCUCUGCUUACGACGAAGAACUUGCUUUUUAUGGGAUAUUGCCUGAAAUCAUAGGGGACUGCUGCUAUGAAGAAUACAAAGACAGAAAAAGAGAAAAUGCAGAAAGGUUGAUGGAUGACAAUGAAUUUGAGAACAAUCAAGAAGCCAUGCCCUCACUUACUUUACGCCAGACAAUGUGGCGCGCCUUUGAAAAUCCCCAUACCAGCACUUUAGCCUUAGUCUUCUACUAUGUAACUGGCUUCUUUAUUGCAGUGUCGGUCAUCACCAAUGUUGUGGAAACUGUGCCCUGUGGCACCGUACCUGGAAAUAAGGAGCUUCCAUGUGGUGAAAGAUAUGAUGUAGCCUUCUUUUGCCUGGACACUGCAUGUGUAAUGAUUUUCACAGUUGAAUACCUUUUGAGACUUUUUGCAGCCCCAAGUCGCUACAGGUUCAUGAGAAGUGUCAUGAGCAUCAUUGAUGUAGUUGCCAUCAUGCCAUACUACAUUGGCUUGGUAAUGACCAACAAUGAGGAUGUGAGUGGUGCUUUCGUCACCUUGCGGGUAUUCCGGGUCUUCAGGAUUUUCAAGUUCUCUCGCCACUCCCAGGGCUUAAGGAUCCUUGGAUACACCCUAAAGAGUUGUGCCUCUGAACUGGGAUUCCUGCUCUUCUCUUUGACCAUGGCAAUCAUUAUCUUUGCCACUGUGAUGUUUUAUGCUGAGAAAGGGUCAUCAUCCAGCAAAUUCACAAGCAUCCCAGCUUCCUUUUGGUAUACUAUUGUUACCAUGACGACACUUGGAUAUGGGGACAUGGUUCCCAAGACUAUCGCAGGGAAAAUCUUUGGUUCCAUUUGUUCACUGAGUGGUGUGCUGGUCAUUGCACUGCCUGUCCCUGUAAUUGUGUCAAACUUCAGCCGGAUUUACCACCAGAACCAGCGUGCUGAUAAAAGACGAGCACAAAAGAAAGCAAGACUUGCAAGAAUUAGGGUGGCUAAGACCGGAAGUUCCACAGCCUACCUUCACAGCAAGAGGAAUGGUCUUCUUAAUGAAGCUUUGGAACUAAUGGGAUCCACAGAAGAGCCACACAUUGGCAAAUCAGCAUCACUGAUAGAAAGCCAACACCACCACCUGCUGCAUUGCCUGGAAAAAACAACUAACCAUGAAUUUAUGGAUGAGCAGAUGUUUGAACAGAACUGCAGGGAGAGCUCCAUGCAAAACUACCCAUCUAGUCGCAGCCCAUCCCUAUCCAGUAACCAUGGGCUCACCACCUCCUGCUGUUCCAGACGCAACAAAAAGACCACCCACCUCCCUAACUCCAAUGUGCCGGCAACAAGGUUGCGCAGCAUGCAGGAACUCAGCACUAUUCACAUACAGUGCAGUGACCAACCAUCUUUAACAGCUAGCCGUUCCAGUCUGAAUCUGAAGUCAGAUGAUGAGUUAAGAUCAAACUGCAAAGCUUCGCAGAUAACUACAGCAAUUAUUAGCAUCCCUACACCUCCAGCUCUGAGCCCUGAAGGGGAAACCCGACCUGGCAGCCCACCUGGACGCUCAACAAACAUUCACAGUACAAGCAACAUUGUGAAAGUAUCCGCCUUGUAAAACACUUAGUGGCGAACCGAGGCUGCCGUCCUGCUUUUCUUUUUCGCUGCAAAACCGUGGAAUUAGCAGUGAAAAAGUGACAAGCUUCCGCUAAACUUGCCAUUUACCAUCAUGGAAGGAGAGAAAAGUCUGUGCAACGGAAGUAUACAUACAUUCCUAUCUCCAUGCAUAUGGAUGUAUGUAUAUGGUGGAAGCCCUCUGCUAGGAAGUUUUAUGGCAAGUAGAGGAGUUAACACAAAGCAAAUUGACAACACUGUGUUUAAACACCUUUUUUUAAGGUUUUCAGUGGAUAAUAUUUAUUCAUAAAGAAAUAAUGUAAAAAAAAUUACAAAAAUGGUUUAAAAAGGAGGGAGGGUAUUGACCAGGAGUCAUUUUUGCAAGUUGAGCAUUGAAAACAGGGAAGGGAAAAUUGUUAUUUUGUUGUUUUUUGUUUAUUCGAAAAGAAUCAGCAAGCAAUCAACAUUUUUGUGUCUGUAACAGUCGGACAGAGGGGGUUGUGAUAUGUUUUAAGAAAUUCAGAUUUUCCUGUGUAUUUUGUGAGUUUGGAUAUGGAACUGUUCAGUGAACAGAAUAGCUCCUAGCACAUAUCUGACCCAGCACAUUGUAGAAGCGAGCACACAAACACAAUCUUCCCUCGCUGGUGAUCUUAAUUCCUAGAUAUUUUGUUAUAGCCUUACAAGUCCAACCAGUGCAGAUUGUGAUGUUGUUGGGUAAUUUGUCUGUGAAAAAGCUUAAUUGUGAAGCA